AAGUCUUUUUCUUUUAACGGAUUGCUUAGUUGCAAGAAAUAGACAAAAUAUCAGUGUGUGAAUCACAGCAAAUCCUUAUUCCAUGCUGCUAUGGGUGAAACUCUGGGAGAUUCUCUCGUUGACCCAGAGGGCAGUUCCUUCACUGGUACACUGUCUGCAAGCACUUCACAAGGAAUUACCAUGGUUGACACAGAGAUGCCCUUUUGGCCCACCAACUUUGGAAUUGGCUCCAUGGACCUCUCUGUAAUGGAUGAUCACUCUCACUCUUUUGACAUCAAGCCCUUCACCACUGUUGAUUUCUCCAGCCUUUCUGCUCCACACUAUGAAGACAUUCCCUUCACAAGAGCAGACCCAAUGGUGCCUGACUAUAAGUAUGACCUGAAGCUCCAAGACUAUCAAAGUGCAAUCAAAGUGGAGCCUGCCUCCCCGCCUUACUAUUCUGAAAAGACUCAGCUCUAUAAUAAACCUCAUGAAGAGCCUUCCAACUCCCUCAUGGCAAUUGAAUGUCGUGUCUGUGGAGAUAAAGCUUCUGGCUUCCACUAUGGAGUUCAUGCUUGUGAAGGAUGCAAGGGUUUUUUCCGGAGGACAAUCAGAUUGAAGCUUAUUUAUGAUAGAUGUGACCUGAACUGUCGGAUCCACAAAAAAAGUAGAAAUAAAUGUCAGUACUGUCGGUUUCAGAAAUGUCUUGCUGUGGGAAUGUCUCAUAAUGCCAUCAGGUUUGGGCGGAUGCCACAGGCCGAGAAGGAGAAGCUGUUGGCGGAGAUCUCCAGUGACAUCGACCAGCUGAACCCAGAGUCUGCUGAUCUCCGGUCCCUGGCCAAGCACUUGUAUGACUCAUACAUAAAGUCCUUCCCGCUGACCAAAGCAAAGGCGAGGGCCAUCUUGACAGGAAAGACAACAGACAAAUCACCAUUUGUUAUCUAUGACAUGAAUUCCUUAAUGAUGGGAGAAGAUAAAAUCAAGUUCAAACACAUCACCCCCUUGCAGGAGCAGAGCAAAGAGGUGGCCAUUCGCAUCUUUCAGGGGUGUCAGUUCCGCUCGGUGGAGGCUGUGCAAGAGAUCACAGAGUAUGCCAAAAGCAUUCCUGGUUUUGUGAACCUUGACUUGAAUGACCAAGUAACUCUCCUGAAGUAUGGCGUCCAUGAGAUAAUAUACACGAUGCUGGCAUCCUUGAUGAAUAAAGAUGGGGUUCUCAUUUCAGAGGGCCAAGGAUUCAUGACCAGGGAGUUUCUAAAGAGCCUGCGGAAGCCCUUUGGUGACUUUAUGGAGCCCAAGUUUGAGUUUGCUGUGAAAUUCAAUGCACUGGAAUUAGAUGACAGCGACUUGGCAAUAUUUAUAGCUGUCAUUAUUCUUAGUGGAGACCGCCCAGGUUUGCUGAAUGUGAGGCCCAUCGAGGACAUACAAGACAACUUGCUGCAAGCCUUGGAGCUCCAGCUCAAGCUGAACCACCCCGAGUCCUCUCAGCUGUUUGCCAAGCUGCUCCAGAAAAUGACAGACCUCAGGCAGAUUGUAACAGAACACGUGCAGCUAUUGCAAGUCAUAAAGAAAACAGAGACGGACAUGAGUCUUCACCCACUCCUACAAGAGAUCUACAAGGACUUAUAUUAGCAAAGAAGUCCGAGAUCACUGACCAAGUUUUCUUCUUCAAAUUGCACUAUUAUUUUGAGGGAAAAUCUGACACCUAAGAAAUUUACUGUGAAAAAAAGCAUUUUACAAAGAAAAAGUUUUAGAAUAAUAGAUCUAUUUUAAGCAUAUUGUUUAUAAAGAUACAUUUACAAUUUACUUUUAAUAUUAAAAAUUACCAUAUUAUGAAA
Molecule: messenger RNA, 1814 nt
Organism: Orycteropus afer afer
Lineage: Eukaryota; Metazoa; Chordata; Mammalia; Tubulidentata; Orycteropodidae
Gene: PPARG
Product: peroxisome proliferator activated receptor gamma
Biological process (GO): cell differentiation; hormone-mediated signaling pathway; positive regulation of transcription by RNA polymerase II
Cellular component (GO): nucleus
Molecular function (GO): nuclear receptor activity; RNA polymerase II cis-regulatory region sequence-specific DNA binding; zinc ion binding
Source: RefSeq, a predicted model, not a curated record